This is a messenger RNA of Cladophialophora yegresii CBS 114405, 1347 nucleotides long. RefSeq lists its product as uncharacterized. NCBI's taxonomy places the organism in Eukaryota, Fungi, Ascomycota, Eurotiomycetes, Chaetothyriales, Herpotrichiellaceae. Bases 1 to 1347 code for a protein of 448 amino acids. The record is from RefSeq and is a predicted model, not a curated record. The transcript has 2 exons.
AUGUCGCCUAGCUACCACCGGGCAGCCUACUUUGGCCACCUCGGAUUUCCAACCGAUCCCGUCGCAGCCGUUGGCCUCCUCCAAGGCAAAUCCAAUUUCCAAGCGUGGCAUGCCGCCAUCCAACCCAUCCUUCUGGCCACUUCCAGUUCUUACGAGCUCAUCAUCGGCGCGUGGACGGAACCUCGUUGUCCGACACCUUGCACAGUCGAACAACAGGCCAAAUUCGACGAGCACCGCCGCCGCUGGCACACCGCAAACACGGGGACCUGUCGAUUCAUUCGGGCCACGUUGGCCGAGAACGUUAUCCCCUUCGUCCGCCAGUACAACACGGCAAAGACCCUGUUCUUCAACCUCGUAUGGCUGUACGGCGAGGACAGCGGGAUUGACACCCAGGGUGGGCCACCUGUGCCAGUGAACGCCCAUACCAUGAGCGCGAAGAGAGGUCGAGGGAGUCUCCUGGCGGUGCUGGAAGCGAAACGGACGCUUGACUAUCUGCCCCUUGUUGGCGUGACAUUGACCCUCCCAUCGCCUACCACUCCGACGAGCGACUGCACGGUGUCUUCACCUGCCUCGGGCACAGAUGACCACCUCAACUCCUUGCCGUCGGGAAUACGUGAAGACUCAACCCCAGAGCAUGCCUUGACGUUGAUCCGCAGUUUCGAACGGGCCGGCAUCUCGGAUUCGCACACACACUCGAACUCGCGGCCGAGCCCGCACUCGGAACCGAAUCCGAAUCUGGAGACCAUCCACGAACAAGACCACGAACAUGGCCAUGAAGAGCCCCAUCCAGGACGGAGAAUUCGAAUCUCCUCAGGCCAUGCAACAGGUUCCAGCCUCACUGCCUGCAAUAGGGACGUAGACAUGCACACUCACACACACGUGCUCUCGGAACGCAGCAUCAGCCCGUUGACCUUAUCUGACUCGACCAGCGGAUACGACGAGGAUGCAUAUCAAAAUCACUAUCACAACCACCACCACUGCUAUGACAGUCACCUUCGUCUACAUCAUCAUCAUGCCAGCCACAACCACAAUCAAAGUCAUCUCCAUCUCGAAGAUAUCAGCACCAGCAGCACCAGCAGGAAGGACACCACUUCACACACCGCCCAAGCCUCACGGCAUAUGAAGCGUCAAGCCAGCGCUGAGCUCGGAGCCGGAGCCGGAGAUGGAGAUGAAGCCGAAGAUGAAGGUGAAGCUGACGGCGAAGAAAGACCUCCAAAAGCGAGCAUCACCUCGAUCUUCAAAGCCGUCAAAGUCAAGCCCGGAAACGGAAAGGUCAGGAAGCGGGACAAGUUGUUUGCCUCGUCGUUCCCUCUUCGUCGGCUGGGUGCGAAUACUGUAAAGGCGUAA